AUGCUGGACCCGUCUUCCAGCGAGGAGGAGUCGGAGGAGCUGGUGGAGGAGGAGAGCGGCAAGGAGGCGCUGGCGCCCGCCGCUGCCGCCCGGCUCUCGCCCAGCCGCCCCGGAGAGGGCCCCGGCCCCGGCGGCGGUGGUGGCGGAGGCGGCGGCGGCGGAGGAGGAGGAGGAGGUGGAGGAGGAGGAAGCAGCGGCAGCGGUGGGCUGCAGCCGGGCGGGCGAGCUGGCGGUGCGGCUCGGCCCGCCAGCCCCAGCCCCUCGGUGGCCAGCGAGAAGGAGAAGGACGAGCUGGAGCGGCUGCAGCGCGAGGAGGAGGAGAGGAAGAGGAAGCUGCAGCUCUACGUCUUCGUCAUGCGCUGCAUCGCCUACCCCUUCAACGCCAAGCAGCCCACCGACAUGGCCCGCCGGCAGCAGAAGAUAAGUAAGCAGCAGCUCCAGACAAUCAAAGAUCGUUUCCAGGCCUUUCUCAAUGGAGAAACCCAGAUUGUGGCAGAUGAAGCAUUUAUAAACGCUGUCCAGAGCUACUAUGAGGUGUUCUUGAAAAGCGACCGCGUUGCAAGGAUGGUGCAGAGCGGAGGGUGCUCAGCGAACGACUCCCGAGAGGUCUUCAAGAAGCACAUCGAGAAGAGAGUGCGCAGCCUGCCCGAAAUCGACGGCCUCAGCAAGGAGACGGUCCUGAGCUCCUGGAUGGCCAAGUUUGACGCCAUUUACCGUGGCGAGGAGGAUCCCCGCAAGCAGCAGGCCAGGAUGACAGCGAGCGCGGCCUCUGAACUCAUCCUCAGCAAGGAGCAGCUCUACGAGAUGUUCCAGAACAUUCUGGGGAUCAAGAAGUUCGAACAUCAGCUGCUGUACAACGCUUGUCAGCUGGACAACCCGGACGAGCAAGCGGCACAGAUCAGACGCGAGUUAGAUGGGCGUCUUCAAAUGGCAGAGCAAAUUGCCAAGGAGCGCAAGUUUCCAAAGUUUGUGUCCAAAGAAAUGGAGAACAUGUACAUCGAGGAGCUGAAGUCGUCCGUCAAUCUCCUGAUGGCAAACUUAGAGAGCAUGCCUGUGUCUAAAGGAGGCUCCGAGUUCAAGCUGCAGAAGCUGAAACGUAGCCACAACACCUCAAUAAUUGACAUGGGAGAAGAAAACGAGAACCAGCUUUCCAAGUCGGACGUGGUGUUGUCGUUCUCCCUGGAGGUCGUCAUCAUGGAGGUGCAGGGGCUGAAGUCGCUGGCCCCCAACCGUAUCGUGUACUGCACCAUGGAAGUGGAAGGUGGGGAGAAGCUGCAGACUGACCAGGCUGAAGCCUCGAAGCCGACCUGGGGCACCCAAGGAGACUUCACGACAACACACGCGCUUCCUGCAGUGAAGGUGAAGCUGUUCACAGAGAGCACAGGCGUGCUGGCGCUGGAGGACAAAGAGCUUGGGAGGGUUGUUCUCCACCCUACUCCCAACAGCCCAAAGCAAUCAGAGUGGCACAAAAUGACAGUUUCCAAAAACUGCCCGGAUCAGGAUCUGAAGAUCAAGCUUGCUGUACGAAUGGAUAAACCUCAAAACAUGAAGCACUCUGGAUAUUUAUGGGCCAUUGGUAAAAACGUUUGGAAGAGAUGGAAGAAACGCUUCUUUGUCCUGGUCCAGGUUAGUCAAUAUACGUUUGCUAUGUGCAGCUACCGGGAGAAAAAAGCCGAACCUCAAGAGCUGCUGCAGCUCGACGGAUACACUGUGGACUACACCGACCCGCAGCCAGGUUUGGAAGGUGGCAGAGCAUUCUUCAACGCCGUGAAGGAAGGAGACACGGUGAUUUUUGCAAGUGACGAUGAGCAGGACCGCAUCCUGUGGGUCCAAGCCAUGUACCGAGCCACCGGCCAGUCUCACAAACCUGUGCCGCCUACCCAAGUGCAAAAGCUAAAUGCUAAAGGAGGAAAUGUUCCCCAGCUAGACGCCCCAAUCUCUCAAUUUUAUGCAGAUAGAGCUCAAAAGCAUGGCAUGGAUGAAUUUAUCUCUUCCAAUCCCUGUAACUUUGACCACGCUUCACUCUUUGAGAUGGUUCAGCGCCUCACUUUGGACCACAGACUUAAUGAUUCCUAUUCUUGUCUGGGCUGGUUUAGUCCUGGCCAGGUCUUUGUGCUAGAUGAGUAUUGUGCACGUAAUGGAGUGAGAGGCUGUCACAGACAUCUCUGCUACCUCAGAGAUUUGCUAGAGCGCGCAGAAAAUGGAGCUAUGAUUGACCCCACCUUACUUCACUACAGCUUUGCCUUUUGUGCAUCACAUGUUCAUGGCAACAGCCACCACAUGGCAGAGUUGCUUGGCGGGUCACAGCCAAGCGCAGACGGCGAGGGGGGCAAAGUGUCUCAUGCCUCUGCCGCUGAAGUGGAGACAAAAAAGGAUUCCAAAAAGGAGUCCAAAAAAAGGAAAGAUUCCAAAUCCCAUGCGAAUCCAGAGCCGAAAAGGCCGGACGGGAUAGGAACGGUAACCGUAGAUGAGAAAGAGCGAUUUGAAGAGAUCAAGGAGCGGCUGCGUUUGCUUCUGGAGAAUCAGAUCACGCAUUUUAGGUACUGCUUUCCAUUUGGCCGUCCAGAAGGUGCUCUAAAAGCUACUCUCUCACUGCUGGAAAGGGUCCUGAUGAAAGACAUAGUUACUCCAGUCCCUCAAGAGGAGGUAAAAACAGUCAUCCGUAAAUGCUUGGAGCAAGCAGCUCUAGUCAAUUAUACUCGACUAUCAGAGUAUGCCAAAAUUGAAGAAAAUGUAGGCCGGUUAGUCACACCAGCUAAAAAGUUAGAAGACACAAUACGUCUGGCAGAAUUGGUAAUUGAAGUCCUCCAACAAAACGAAGAACACCAUGCAGAGGCCUUUGCUUGGUGGUCAGACUUAAUGGUCGAGCACGCGGAGACCUUCCUGUCACUGUUUGCAGUGGAUAUGGAUGCUGCGUUAGAGGUGCAACCCCCAGACACAUGGGACAGCUUUCCGCUCUUUCAGCUUCUAAACGAUUUCCUCCGUAGUGACUAUAAUUUGUGCAAUGGAAAAUUCCACAAACACCUCCAAGACCUGUUUGCUCCACUUGUUGUUAGAUAUGUCGAUCUGAUGGAGUCCUCAAUUGCACAGUCAAUUCACAGGGGCUUUGAGCGGGAGUCAUGGGAGCCAGUAAACAAUGGAUCAGGCACCUCGGAAGAUCUGUUCUGGAAACUGGACGCCCUACAGACUUUCAUUCGGGAUUUGCACUGGCCUGAGGAGGAGUUUGGGAAACACUUGGAGCAGCGCUUGAAGCUUAUGGCAAGUGACAUGAUCGAGUCCUGCGUGAAGAGAACCAGGAUUGCGUUUGAAGUAAAACUGCAAAAAACCAGCCGAUCAACAGAUUUCCGAGUCCCUCAAUCAAUAUGCACCAUGUUUAAUGUCAUGGUAGAUGCCAAAGCUCAGUCAACAAAGCUUUGCAGCAUGGAAAUGGGCCAAGAGCACCAGUACCAUUCAAAAAUAGAUGAACUAAUUGAGGAAACCGUCAAAGAAAUGAUAACACUCCUAGUGGCAAAGUUUGUCACCAUUUUGGAAGGAGUCUUGGCCAAACUGUCUAGAUACGAUGAAGGAACUUUGUUUUCUUCUUUCCUGUCAUUUACUGUGAAGGCUGCUUCUAAAUACGUGGAUGUACCCAAGCCGGGGAUGGAUGUUGCUGAUGCCUAUGUGACAUUUGUCCGCCACUCUCAGGAUGUCCUGCGUGAUAAGGUCAAUGAGGAGAUGUAUAUAGAAAGGUUAUUUGAUCAAUGGUACACCAGCUCGAUGAAUGUCGUCUGCACCUGGCUGACAGACCGCAUGGACCUGCAGCUUCACAUCUACCAGCUGAAAACCCUCAUUAGGAUAGUCAAGAAAACGUACCGGGAUUUCCGAUUGCAAGGCGUGCUGGACUCCACCCUGAACAGCAAAACCUACGAGACCAUUCGGAACCGGCUGACGGUAGAGGAGGCCACGGCGUCGGUCAGCGAAGGCGGAGGGCUCCAAGGCAUCACCAUGAAGGACAGCGAUGAGGAGGACGAAGAGGACGACUAGGGGAGCUGGCCUGCAGGACCGCCCGGGGCUCGCCUGGUGUCCGUGCAUGUACCUCGUCUGUAACUCAGUUAGCCACAUUAGGAAAUUUUCUGUCAGCUCUAAACGCCCAUGAGAAGUUUACCAAUACAAAUGCCAUGUUAGCUGUGUGGUAAUAAGGUUAGCACCUCUCUUUGAUUCAUUGGUUUCCUGAUUUCAUAUCUAUAUGUUCAUAAGCAAUAUGGAGCACCGUUGUUUAAUACUGUUACUGGAGAACUACAUAGAAAACAUACUAGGUGUGUCCCUGUUAUAAUUAAAGUUUAAACAAUGCUUCAUUAAUGUACUGUAUAUACAUUGAUGGUAAAUUGUUGUGAAGAUGAGUGAAUCGAGUCCUUUCAUUUCUUUGUUUCUCUUCUGUGGAUGCCAACUGCUUACAAUUAAUUAAAAAACAGCUUUGUUUUUAAAAGAAAAACGAGGCAAUUACAAAUGAUUUUUUUGUUCUCUCUGUUCAUUUAAAAAACAGAAAACAAACAAACCCAGACAGCCGUUUGAAUCAUUCUGCAUCCUUGUUAAUGUAUCAGGCUCUUCCCUUCAAUAUGCAGUUAACUCCAUAGAGGCUACAUCCCAGAGGAUUAGUCAUUCUAAUUGCCACACCAAAUUAAUCCUAUCAUUAUGGAUAUAUCAUGCCACAUUACAAGUCCAAAGCAGUUGUUUUAUGUUGACGUUUGCUCCUCUAAAUGUUACAUUUUUGUUUAAAUUUCCAAUAACCGUGUAUGUACAAAGACAACUUUAAUUACAAUCUUAGACUAUACAAAUGUGUUUAUAAUAAUAUAUUGAAUAUUUAUUUCGGUAGAUUGUAACCAUAAUUUACAAUUCCUCUGUUUCACAAUGGUUUUUAUAUAUGUCAUGUACAUUGCAUUUUGACCGGUAACUGCAUGUCCAUCAGUCCCCCUUCCAGAGCUUUUACUUUCUGUGUAAAAUAGUGAUCCAUCUUGCUUUUUUUGCCUUAUACAAGCCGACAGUUGUAAAAGUGUGAGAACUGUGGCUUCUCAAUAAAUAACUAUUCAGAUGUCCUAAGAAUAAAUUAUGGAGUCUUUUUAUGUCUGCCUUAGGAAAAAAAAAAAAAAAAAAAG
Molecule: messenger RNA, 5132 nt
Organism: Cygnus atratus (black swan)
Lineage: Eukaryota; Metazoa; Chordata; Aves; Anseriformes; Anatidae
Gene: CADPS
Product: calcium dependent secretion activator
Exons: 28
Coding region: 1-4023 (1340 amino acids)
Biological process (GO): dense core granule exocytosis; synaptic vesicle exocytosis; positive regulation of exocytosis
Cellular component (GO): glutamatergic synapse
Source: RefSeq, a predicted model, not a curated record